This is a messenger RNA of Nycticebus coucang (slow loris), 7095 nucleotides long. RefSeq names its product Ral GEF with PH domain and SH3 binding motif 2 (gene RALGPS2). NCBI's taxonomy places the organism in Eukaryota, Metazoa, Chordata, Mammalia, Primates, Lorisidae. Gene Ontology annotation, molecular function: guanyl-nucleotide exchange factor activity. Bases 424 to 2175 code for a protein of 583 amino acids. The record is from RefSeq and is a predicted model, not a curated record. The transcript is spliced from 20 exons. Gene Ontology annotation, cellular component: plasma membrane. Gene Ontology annotation, biological process: Ras protein signal transduction; positive regulation of GTPase activity.
GCGGCAGUUGGGCUCCGCUGGGUCGCAGGGACCGAGCGGUCAGCAAGCAGAGACCCCGCAAGCUACGGCUCUGGCUCUCCGCGCGAGCGCGCUCGGCUCCGCCCCGCCCUCUUGGCGCGCGCCCCCGCCAGGUCCGCUCUCUUCCCCCACCCCUGGCGCGGACGGGGUGGAUCCAGCGCACUCCCCUCCCCCGAGCGGCAGCGGCGGCGGGCGCUGAAUGAGAGACGCCGGCCGCCUGGGUCGGCUAGCGCUACCCUAGGCGGUGGCGGCGGCAGUGGCGGUGGAGCGUGAGGCCGGCGCCGUCUUUCCAUCCUCCAGGGCGACGGCCGCAGCUGCCCAGGAAUAAUGUAUUUGUGGCCUUGGACAUGAACCACUCAGUCCUCUGUUGCUGUUAACAUAGCGUCAGGGACUGAUGAGGGAAGCAUGGACCUAAUGAAUGGACAGGCAAGCAGUGUUAAUAUUGCAGCUACUGCUUCUGAGAAAAGUAGCAGCUCUGAAUCAUUAAGUGACAAAGGUUCUGAAUUGAAGAAAAGCUUUGAUGCUGUGGUAUUUGACAUUCUUAAGGUUACACCAGAAGAAUAUGCGGGUCAGAUAACACUAAUGGAUGUUCCAGUAUUUAAAGCUAUUCAACCAGAUGAGCUUUCAAGUUGUGGAUGGAAUAAAAAAGAAAAAUAUAGUUCUGCACCAAAUGCAGUUGCCUUCACAAGAAGAUUUAAUCAUGUAAGCUUUUGGGUUGUUAGAGAGAUUCUUCAUGCUCAAACAUUAAAAAUCAGAGCAGAAGUUUUGAGCCACUAUAUUAAAACUGCUAAGAAAUUAUAUGAGCUGAAUAACCUUCAUGCACUUAUGGCAGUGGUUUCUGGCCUACAGAGUGCCCCAAUUUUCAGGUUGACUAAAACAUGGGCGUUACUAAGUCGAAAAGACAAAACUACCUUUGAAAAAUUAGAGUAUGUAAUGAGUAAAGAAGAUAACUACAAAAGACUCAGAGACUAUAUAAGUAGCUUAAAGAUGACACCUUGCAUUCCCUAUUUAGGUAUCUAUCUGUCAGAUUUAACAUACAUUGAUUCGGCAUACCCAUCAACUGGCAGCAUUCUAGAAAAUGAGCAAAGAUCAAAUUUAAUGAAUAACAUCCUUCGAAUAAUUUCUGAUUUACAGCAGUCCUGUGAAUACGAUAUCCCCAUGUUGCCUCAUGUCCAAAAGUAUCUGAACUCCGUUCAGUAUAUAGAAGAGCUACAAAAGUUUGUGGAAGACGAUAAUUACAAGCUUUCAUUAAAGAUAGAACCAGGGACGAGCACACCACGUUCUGCUGCUUCCAGGGAAGACUUAGUAGGUCCUGAAGUAGGAGCAUCACCACAAAGUGGGAGAAAAAGUGUGGCAGCUGAAGGAGGCUUGCUACCACAGACACCCCCCUCCCCUCGGAACCUGAUUCCACAUGGACAUAGGAAGUGCCACAGCUUGGGUUAUAAUUUCAUUCAUAAAAUGAACACGGCAGAGUUUAAGAGUGCAACGUUCCCAAAUGCAGGGCCAAGACAUCUGUUAGAUGAUAGCGUCAUGGAGCCCCAUGCACCAUCUCGAGGCCAAGCUGAAAGUUCUACUCUUUCUAGUGGAAUAUCAAUAGGUAGCAGUGAUGGUUCUGAACUAAGCGAAGAGACCUCAUGGCCUGCUUUUGAAAGGAACAGAUUAUACCAUUCUCUCGGCCCGGUGACAAGAGUGGCACGAAAUGGCUAUCGAAGCCACAUGAAGGCCAGCAGUUCUGCAGAAUCAGAAGAUUUGGCAGUACAUUUAUAUCCAGGAGCUGUUACUAUUCAAGGUGUUCUCAGGAGAAAAACUUUGUUAAAAGAAGGCAAAAAACCUACAGUAGCCUCUUGGACAAAAUAUUGGGCAGCUUUGUGUGGGACACAACUUUUUUACUAUGCUGCUAAAUCUCUAAAGGCUACAGAAAGAAAACAUUUCAAAUCCACAUCAAAUAAGAAUGUAUCUGUAGUAGGAUGGAUGGUGAUGAUGGCUGAUGACCCAGAACAUCCAGAUCUCUUCCUGUUGACUGACUCUGAGAAAGGAAAUUCAUACAAGUUUCAAGCUGGCAAUAGAAUGAAUGCAAUGCUGUGGUUUAAGCACUUAAGUGCAGCCUGCCAAAGUAACAAACAACAGGUUCCUACAAACUUGAUGACUUUUGAGUAAAAGCCUGAGGGAGGAAAAAAAAAAAAAAGGUGAACUCCUGUGUGAAAACAGGGACCUAAUAAAAGAGCGCCAGCUGUUAACCAUCCUGUGCCAGGAAGACCCCAGAGGCCGUGUCUCAGCCUUUGGAGCUCUGAACCAAAAAAGCACUAAUUUCAGGGAAUGAAGUGAGAUAUUCCCAGAGAACAAAUUGGAAUUGCAAAACAAACUGCCAUGAACCAUGCUUCUUAUCUCUGAACUGACCUGUGGAAGCCACUGCCUUAAAAGAGUGAAAGGAAAACCAACUUGAAACACCAAAUAGUGUGUGUGAAUCUUCUGGCGGUGCUGUGCUUGGAAUAGAUUGUAGCUAAUUUGCAUUUCUUUUAACUUUGUACUAAUUUUGAAGGGGGGAAUCGCCUUUUUUUUUAGACAUGCUUUAAAAAGGAAAAACAUCUUUCUUAGGGAUUACAUGAGGAGCUGAUUUUCAACCAAGAUGAGAGAUACUUGGCAGGGAUCGUACAGCAGCCCACCUGUGAGGUUUGCUCAGCCUCCAGUGGUCCGCAGCCUCAUUUGCUUUCUCCCAGCAAGAGUGUGGAAAUUAGGAAUGUUAAUAAUGUGAGUUGUUGGAGUUUGUUUGGAAUUGGGUGGGGGUGUUUUAUUUUGGACAAGGGGAGAUUUUUUUAAACACUAAACUUCUGAAAUUUAGUACUGUAUGGGGAACAUUAUUUCCUGCAGGAGGUACAAAGGCUGAGUGUUCAUUUGCCAGACACUUUUUAAAAAGUAGGCUCCAGAAUACAUGGUUUUUUCUAACUGGGGUUAAAGUUUAGCUUUCUAUAUGAUUUCAUUGUUGGACCACAGAUCUGCUUAGUAGAGAACUAUAAUCCCAGCCCAAACUUUUCUGAGAAGAAUUGUCCAGUAAUUAGAUCUUUUUUUUUCCAAAUUGAUUGGAUUAUCCCAUAUAAUCACAGGUGGUUUUUAUCAUCAUGGUGAUACAUUGGUAUUUUGUCGGGAUAUUUUCUUUCACAGUGUUUAAUGUGCAUACUGCCAGAGUUAUUUUUUUAUUAUUUGUUUUCUUUAUUUUUGUUCAAUAUGAGAUUCAGGAUCAUAAUUCUUUAAAAGAUUCCACAUAUAAAUGUAUGCAUGUAUUUUAUUAUUGUAAGAUCUACAGAAUAAUUUUGAGAGGGAUAAAGGUGAAAGUUUGAGAUUCUGGGAAUUUUAAAUAUCAGAACUUUAUUCCUUAUACAACUUACCGUAAACAUACCAAAACAUUUUUCUGAAAACAUAAGUUUCUGACAUGAAACUGUGUUUUGUCAGUAGCUGACCAAGCAGUUUUGUUAAAGCUCUUCUCUGCAAUAAUGCAUUUAAUUUCUAAAAUAAAUGUUGAAUUUAAAAAGAAAAUUGAAAGUAGGAUGCCUUAGAAUUUUAACAAAAUGACACUUGAACAAAGGCUAGUUGUUAGACAUUAUAAACUCUUGAGGCAUCAUAAAUUUUAGCAGCAGCCCAAAGUAAUGAAUGCUUUGUGACUAAUACCUGCUAAUAGACUUCUGUUACUUUGGGCCUCACAUAAAAUUUGUCACAUUUGUGUUUUUAGAGAAUUUUAUACUUUUUUUUUAAAUCCUAAGUAUUUCACCCUUAAGUCCAAAAAACUAAAGGAGAAAAUAUUCCUUAUAUAAUAACUAGCUAAAAGUCUAUCCAAAGGAAAAUAUAAGAGCUUUUUUGAGUGGUAAGUUUUUAAAUUUAGUUUUCUGUUUGGAAAAGAUGUUAAGAGUUCGAAUAUUUGCUUCUCAUAUGACAGAAAGGCCAUUAUUUCUGGGUUUUAGUGACAUAAUCUGGAGAGGGCAGAAGUUGCCUGUGCUGAAUGAUUUUUCAAUUUGUGUUCUCCUAAGCGAAACCCAUGUUGGGUACGUAGAAAGACGCCACCCGCAUAGCCAGCAGUAUUACUACGUAGACCUUGCACGUCUUAUUUUUGUUUUACAUUUUUUUAAGUUUCUUAAUUUGUUUAUUUCUCUUUAGAAAUAGCAUUUUUAACAGUAUAUGUGCUUUUAAAAAGAUACCAUGAAUGCGAACCCUGUGGAUUUUUUUUAUUAUUUUGUUUGUCAUAAAUAAGCUAAAGUAGAUAUGCUGUAGGUUAACUGUUAUCUGUGGAGAUAUGCAACUAGAAGUCAGAGCCUGACAUCACAGUUUUGCCAAAGAGAGAGCAGUAGGCUGGAAGAUGUGUUUGAUAUUUGCAGCUCUAAACAUUAAAGGAUACUUGCCUAGAGUAAAACAGUGUGCACCUUUGGUUAAUGAAGUUCAUAGGUAGAAUUGUGGCCUCUGACCAGACAUCUGCUCUUAAACAAAAACAGUUCAGAAGUCAUCAUCAUUUUUCUGUCUUUAAAUUUGUCCUUUCAAAAGAUUGGUUAUUGCAUUUUUAAGAUUAUUUUAGCAUUUGAAGGAAAUUGAAACCAGUGAGAUGAGAGGAGUGAAUUAAAAUAGUGUAGGUGAAUUUUUUAUCUACAGUUCACUAAGUGACAUAUGAUAACAGUUCAAACAAAAUAUGUUACCAAAAUACAUUUAAUAUUUAGGUAGUUUAUGACUAGGAAGAUGAAUUUUCUUAUUAAGCCUGUCAUUUGUUUCUUCCCUAGCCAAGAAAACUCAUUUGAAAUUCUCUUACAAUUUAAAUUUAAUCUGGUUUAUGGUAAGCCUGACACUGGGCAUGUUAUGUCGCCUAGGGUAGUGGUGUAGAAUACUAGCCAAUAUCAUAGGAAGCAUACAUAUGUCAUUUAACAAUUUAUUUGAACAUAGGGGCUUAUUUUUCAUAUGGAACUAACAUACUAGUUUUAAAAAUACAACUAUAAAGAAAACUACAUAACCUUUUUAAGCACUAUUUUUGGUUUUAUGUCCCCUUUGUUCAGGCUGUGCUUGUUUUCCAAGUAUUAUUUUUACUGUAACCUCCAAACUAUAAGAAUUGGAAGAGAACUAAGGAUCAAACACACCUUCCUAUUUCAUUUUCUUCACUCUGUAAAUUUUGUGUAAACAUUACAAAAAAGGAUUUAGACCAGUUGAGUUGAAGUUUUUUUUGUUUGUUUUUUGUUUUGUUUUGUUUUUCCUCCCCAGACACGUGCUUCAAUGACAGACGUUUUUCCUAGGAGAAAAAUGCCAUAUAACUAUUGCACUCCCUUUUACAUGGACUGUGUUGCUAUUGGGUCUUUGCGUAUAUCAGGGUGUUUAUGGCUGCAAAGUUUUUACAAGGGGCUUUAUUCCUCUUUCAGAAGACUUAUAAAGGAGCCCAAGAAGCGCUACUGUUAUGAAGGGAGAAAAGAAUGGAAAACGUGUUUACAGACUUGGGUGUGUCUAUGUCAGUUAAAACUGGGGCCCCCUAAGAGAAGCCAGUUGAUCUCUUGGGAUUAUUGGAAUUUAUCUGGCCAAAUGACUUAAGCAUAAAUCUUUUUUCUUUUUUCUUUCCUUUUUAAGGUUAAAUCUGUAUACCUUUACCACUGAUAACAAAACUAUAGAACAUCAUGCUAAUUAGAAAUCAGUAGACAUAGGAGAUUUCAUCUAUUGGCUUUUUUAAAAAAUCUAUUCGCUAUUGAUCUCCUUACUGUGUUUUGAGGUACAUUCCUUUAUAACCAGUUUUUAAAUCAUCACAUUAUCAUCUGCAAACAAAGGGGUACCAGUGUUGCUUAACAGAAGAUCAUCUUUAAUAAAAUAAAUCCUCUGCUUCAAAGGCUUUUGAAAUCAUUGGAUCCCUUUUUGAAAAUGAUAAUGAAUUUGUGUCCCAGGGGAACAAUAAUACUACCGUUGCACAAGUGGAUGAUACAAAGCAAGUGAUGAGGUUUCUGUUUCGGGUUUGCUUUUAUUUUCUCUCUUUUGUAUUAUUUUUUUUCAAACACAGUAAAUCUAUGAUUUUACAGCUAGAGUGGUAUUCUGUUUUUUCUAAGCUUGGAGACGCAAAUAUUGCUAUUUAAUCCCAUUAGUGAUCUAUUAUUUUCCAUGUGAACCUUUUCAAAAUGAUUUAAGUACCUUUUGGUUUUCUUCCCCUAAAAAUGGCUUGUGUCUAAAGUGACUUUUUUUCUAUUUGGAGGGUUCAAAUGAAAGAGAUCUGUGCAUGCAAACUCUUAAACUUACCAAAAGCAAUUUCAUUGCAUCUAUGUUGCAAGUUACAGUGUGAGGAAAAUUUGGUCAGUGCCUUAUCAAUUUGAAGAACAAUUUUAGGGCAUCACAUAUGACAAUAAUUUCAUGCCCUCUUACUCCACUGAUUUCAGGAGUGUGUGCUGUCCCUCUCUCCACCAGCUUCAUCUUUCUCACUAUACGUCUAAGAAGGUCUUUACGGAAACUUGUAGGUAAUUGUUGCCUUCCUCCUUGGUUGUUGAGCCUUUUUAAACAAACUCUCUUAAAAACAAUGUCGAAGAGCCAAGUUUAUUUUUAUUUUGUUGUUGAUGCUAUUGUUUUAAGCACAGAUUUAAUUAUAAGACCUUUGAGAAAUCCAUAAAAGAAUAACAUAUAUUCAGAAAAAAAUUAUUUGGGUUUUAUUAAAGCUACUGAACUCUAGUAACAGGAUUCCCUGUGGCCAGAAAUGAGGUUUGUUUCUAUUCAUUAUUAUAUUUAAGUAACACUCAGAAUGAGCAAGCAGUCACUCAACUUACAAGUUGUUGUUCACUUGAAAAUACCAUGCAAGAAAGUAAAAACAACUCCAAUAUACAAAUUAAAGGAAAGUUAAAGAAACUAAACUAGAUUUCUCAGUGAAAGCAAAGAUUGGAGAUGUUUCACUUCUGUGAGAUUAUUGGGAUCUAUUAGUAUUCACCUGAUUCAAGAUGCUAAAGCUUAAUGAAAGGGUUAGCUGGUCCUGAAGGGUUGAUAGCAGAAUUUGCAUUUGAUUCAAGCCAUUUGGACUAUAAAGCAAUGGUGGGAUAAAAAGAACACAUACAAGGUUUGGGGUCUGAACUGUUUGUUUGUUUGUUUGUU